Messenger RNA from Cercospora beticola, 480 nucleotides. RefSeq lists its product as uncharacterized. The record is from RefSeq and is a predicted model, not a curated record. Lineage: Eukaryota; Fungi; Ascomycota; Dothideomycetes; Mycosphaerellales; Mycosphaerellaceae.
AUGGCGGAAAUUCAGAAGGCACAACUUGCAUCAUCCGACAAAAAGAAGCAGUCUCCAUCCGAGCGUGCAGCAAUUCUCAUGUUUCUUGCGACUACUUUCGUCGCCCUUUGGAUUAUGGGUGGUGUAACUGGAUACAUCACCACUCCGGCAACUGUGGGAGAUAGUCCCAUCCUAGGCCUUUGUUGCGUUAUUUGGACAUGGCAGGUUAUGUUGGCUGGCUUUGCCCUCGGCACCUUGCCCAACAGACCACCCAAUCUCGAGGGAUUCCACUACUACUGCGGGGCUCUAGUCAGUGGCAUGCUGGCACUGAUUUAUGGUACGGUCUGUGCAGACAUCGGCAACGCGGCUUGCGUUGGGUUCUGGGUGACGACAGGUUCAAUCGUUGGAGUUGCGCUGGAGGUCAAGUUCAAAUGUUUCGCAGCGAUACGCAUGAAGCUGGAUAAAUGGAUCGAGAGCACAGAACGGGAGCAGAGAAGCUGA